Daucus carota subsp. sativus is the source of this 1302-nucleotide messenger RNA. RefSeq names its product peroxisomal membrane protein 11C. Gene Ontology annotation, biological process: peroxisome fission. The transcript has 8 exons. Bases 331 to 1020 code for a protein of 229 amino acids. Gene Ontology annotation, cellular component: peroxisomal membrane. The record is from RefSeq and is a predicted model, not a curated record. Lineage: Eukaryota; Viridiplantae; Streptophyta; Magnoliopsida; Apiales; Apiaceae.
GUCAUGAAAUGGGUCCAUGAAAAGCUAAAAACCCACGUUUGAUGCUUAUUAUUGGCAAGCCAUCACAGCCUAACUAGCUCCACCAGCCCAUUAUUUAUUAUAGUACUAGUAGUAUUAAAUAAAUGAUAUUAUACGCAGUAAUUUGUUUGUACUUAGAUUAGUAGAUGUGACCAAAGCAGCCUCUGUCAUCAGCUCCUAUUUGGAAACUUCACUGUUCUUUCAUCUUUCCAAUUUGUGUAUAUUUAUCUCUGAUCCCUCUGUGUUUCUUGAAAGCUAGCUCCUCUUCUCUGUUUGAUCCCAUCUAUUUCAAGGGUAAGAGAAUAAGAGAAGAUGAGUCUGCUGGAUGGAGCUCGAGCUGAUCUUGCUCUUGCAAUAGUGUAUUUGAACAAAGCUGAGGCCAGGGACAAGAUUUGCAGGGCUAUUCAGUAUGGUUCCAAGUUUGUGAGUAAUGGAGAGCCUGGCACAGCUCAGAAUGUUGAUAAGACUACUAGCUUGGCUAGGAAAGUGUUUCGGCUUUUUAAGUUUAUUAAUGAUCUACAUGCGCUUAUUAGUCCUCCAGUUGAAGGAACUCCUCUUCCGCUUAUUUUGUUGGGGAAGUCCAAAAACGCUUUACUGUCAACUUACUUGUUUCUUGACCAAUUUGUUUGGCUCAGUAGGACUGGCAUAUACAAGAAUGCAGAGCGUGCACAGCGUAUUGCGAAGAUUUCUGUUUACUGUUAUAUGGGUUCAUCAAUUUGUACUACCUUGGUUGAGAUAGGGGAGCUUGGAAGGCUUUCAGCAUCAAUGAAGAAAUUAAAGAAGGAAAAGAAUGAGGAAGAAUACCGUGCUAAACUGCAAAAAUCAAAUCAGAGGUCGCUGGCCUUGAUCAAAGCAGCCAUAGAUAUCGGGGUAGCAGCUGGGCUGUUACAAAUGGCACCUAAGAAAAUCACUCCACGUGUCCUGGGAGCCUUUGGAUUUACUAGCGCUCUAAUCUCUUGUUAUCAGUUACUUCCUUCACCACCAAAGCCAAAGGCCGCUUAGAAGGAUGCGGCUGUUCUACUCAAAGACCAUCUACAUCAAAUCUUAUGGUGUGCAGACUUGCUACAUCUAUGUUUGUUCGUUUUUCACUUGUAACAUUAUUGAAGAAGUAUAGGUUUAAGUUUCUCAUGUGUAAUCUAAAACACUUCAGCGGUUUAAGUUUCUCCUGUCUGUAAUCUACAAGACCCCGUUCUUUCCGUAAGCUAUGAAGCUUCUUGUUUCCAUAAACGAGUUUACUAGCUGGCAAUUGCAAUCUACGAUGAACUCUUUGUCUUUUGUUCUGUC